CUUGUGUAUGAAGCGUAUGAAGUAGUGCAAAACAAGCACAUGUGAGAGCUGCAUGGUGAGAAACGCACAAUUACUUCAAACACACUUCUCUGUCGACCUCGACUUCGGGCGUUGAGUAUGAGUGACCCGGGACACUAUCCUCCGCCGGACUUCGGCUGCCCCCCUCCGAGCUCUAUCCAGCCCUUCCAGUACCAACAGCAGCCGCACUCCAGCGGUUUCCACCCCAGCAUGUGGAGCUGGGGCGAGACGCACUCCGAGUCCAGCUGGGACCACAGGGGCCAGGCGGGAUGGCAUCACGGUCCAGCGGCAGGGUUUGGUUUCCCAUCAGGCCGUGGAAGCUAUGAACCUAAACGUCCAUACGGUCAAAACUAUGGUCGUGAAUGGCAUCAAGGAGGACAUCGAGGCGGAAGACAGAAUUAUGGGCCCCCCAACAAUCAUGGGAAAAAGCAGAAAAAUAAGAAGGAACCAGAGUAUUCCCACUUUUGUGACACAUGUGACCGAGGCUUCAAAAACCAGGACAAAUACGACGAACACAUUUCUCAACAUGUCGAGUGUUCUGUGCCCGACUGCACCUUCAUGGCUCAUGAAAAAAUAGUCAGCAUCCACUGGAAAAAUAACCACGCACCAGGAGCUAAAAGAAUCAAGCUGGACACACCAGAAGAGAUUACAAAAUGGAGAGAGGAGAGGCGCAAAAACUACCCAACACUUCAGAAUAUGGAAAGGAAGCAAAAAGUGAUGGCAGUACGGGAGGAGACAGGAGCUGUUCUAGAGACAGCUCAGUUUGGACGAAUGAGAGGCAGAGGACGAGGUCGUGGCUGGGGUAACAGAGGGUUUCGUGGGCGACACCAGCGAGGCCCUCACCCAUCAGACAGCAACGCUACAGGGAGACCACCAUUCCUCACCCAGCCCUGCAGUGACGGGGAUCCACUGGGAGCGCUGGCCAGCAGUGACCAUGAUUCUGACAGAGAGGACCCGGCUGCUGAGUCUGGGGCUAGUGGUCUGGUUGUGGCUCCCAAACAGAUGAGCUCAGCUCUGGGCUCCCUGGUGGCUAAUUACGGCUCCAUGAGCGAGAGUGAAAGUGAUGAGGGACCAGAGUCCACCCCCAUUCAGAGAGCCAAAGACCUUUUGCGGGAAAACCAGGCUCUCCUAAACACAAUACCAGCAAACUCCCAGGACAGAAGACCCUCUGGGGGCUGGGGAACCUCUUCACAGGGUACAGAGACUCACAAAGGGCCCCAGCCUGACUGUGCCCUUCAGACACCUCACAGCAGAAGAGGAAGAGGGAGAAGAGGCAGGGGUGGUAGAGGAGGACACCAAGAUACACCGCAGACACGCCGUCCCACUCUACUUGAGAUGUUACUGGCCCCAGACGUCCGCCACGAGAGGAAUGUCCUCCUGCAGUGUGUGCGCUUUGUUGUCCGAAACAACUUCUUCGGCCUGGGAACAGACCUCAGGAGGG
Messenger RNA from Micropterus salmoides (largemouth bass), 1459 nucleotides. Its product is annotated as nuclear fragile X mental retardation-interacting protein 1-like. The record is from RefSeq and is a predicted model, not a curated record. Gene Ontology annotation, biological process: box C/D snoRNP assembly. Gene Ontology annotation, molecular function: RNA binding. Gene Ontology annotation, cellular component: nucleus. NCBI's taxonomy places the organism in Eukaryota, Metazoa, Chordata, Actinopteri, Centrarchiformes, Centrarchidae. The transcript has 10 exons. The annotation marks the transcript as partial.